Messenger RNA from Ziziphus jujuba (common jujube), 805 nucleotides. Its product is annotated as glycine cleavage system H protein 2, mitochondrial. The coding region runs from base 76 to 552 and encodes 158 amino acids. Gene Ontology annotation, biological process: glycine decarboxylation via glycine cleavage system; protein lipoylation. Gene Ontology annotation, cellular component: glycine cleavage complex; cytoplasm; mitochondrion. The record is from RefSeq and is a predicted model, not a curated record. NCBI's taxonomy places the organism in Eukaryota, Viridiplantae, Streptophyta, Magnoliopsida, Rosales, Rhamnaceae. The transcript has 3 exons.
GAGUUGGAGCAUCGGGAUCAGUGCAUAUAUCAAAGAGACAGAGACAGACAGGACAGAGAGAGAGAGAGAUCAGAGAUGGCGAUGAGUAGCAGUAGUAGGUUAUGGGCAGCAAAGGCUGCUUCAUAUCUCAGGCUCUCUCUUCCUUUUAGAGGCUUUUCUUCUGUUGUAAAGAAUUUAAUGUAUGCAGAGUCUCAUGAGUGGGCAAAACUUGAUGGAAAUUUGGCUACAAUUGGAAUAACAGACCAUGCUCAGGAUCAUUUAGGGGAUGUUGUAUAUGUUGAGUUGCCAGAUGUUGGGGUUGGUGUUACACAGGGCAACAGUUUUGGUGCUGUUGAGAGUGUGAAAGCAACCAGUGACAUAAACUCUCCUGUUUCAGGCAAAGUAAUCGAAGUCAAUGAAGAGCUAAAUAGCUCUCCGGGUUUGGUAAAUGCAAGUCCGUAUGAAAGGGGAUGGAUUAUAAAGGUCGAGAUGAGCAGUAAGGAUGAGCUUAAUAACCUGAUGGAUUCGGAUAAAUACUCCAAGUUCUGUGAAGAAGAAGAUGCGAAACAUUAGCUGACCUUGAGAACAUUAACAAUAAUUGUUUUGGUCGAAAGACACCAAGUAUAAAGCUGUGCAUUCCACCUUUCAUCACGGCAGUCGAAAUAAAUUUUUACUUAAAAUUUUCCUUAUAGCAACAUAAUUUUAACUGUUUUUCCAUUUUCUUCUCUUUGCCUUGUAAGGGGGAUAUGUUGAUUCGACCUUAGAAGUAAAUAUUUCAGAUUAAGCAUCUUGAUUUAUAAGAGGAAUUUUGUCUACUUUUUGGGGA